AGUAUCAAGUUGUGGUAAAUAAUAGAACGAUGUUUUUCAAAUUUGUUUGUCUUAUUAGUUUCGCAUUUGUUGGUGUUUGUAACUCUGCAUUUGUGGAUACACUCCAAAAAUGCUCUUACAAGGACAGCGAAUGUGUUAUUGGCUUAAUUCAAAACGCUUUAAGAAAUAUAAGUGAAGGUGGAGUUCCUGAACUUGAGAUACCUCCAAUCGAUCCUUUGUAUCUAGAAAAAUUACCGAUCUCAAUCGUUGGCUUGUUAAAUUUGUCAUUGGAUCACACACAGUUACAUGGGAUCAAAGAUUGUGUGAUUAAUAGUAUCGACAAUAAUUUUCAUAAAGGUGCCACAAUUAUGGACAUCACUUGUGACCUUUUUAUUAAAGCAAAGUUCAAGUUAGAUAGCCUAGCCCCAAUUAUGCAGUCGUUCUUGGGAAGCAAUGCGAUACAAGCUAAUGGAAACGCAAAAGUAAAGCUAGAUAAAAUUCGUAUGAAAAUGUACUUCUUUUACCAUAUCACCAAGAAGGAUGACGGUGAAUUAUAUGUUGAAUGUCAUAUGGAUGAAUUCCGUUACGAUUUUGAAAUUGGCAACCUUAAAAUGAAUGCUAACAACAUAUUUAUUGGCGACCAAGACAUCAGUGAUCUCUUCGUAUCAUUUAUUAAUCAGAACUGGAGAAUUAUUAUGCCGACGAUCGGUCAAGAAAUGUUCGACGUUUCUAUGAAAAUAUUUGAUGAAAUUCUACAUCGUUUUUUCAAAGCCGUACCUGUGAAAUAUUUUUUAACUGAUGAUGUAACCCCAUUCGUAAAAAACUAAUAAUUUAACACACACACACGUCUAUAUAUAGUUAUGUAUUAGCUACACUUGUAUAAUGCGCACAAAUAUAAAACUAUAUAUAUUUCAA
This is a messenger RNA of Melitaea cinxia (Glanville fritillary), 894 nucleotides long. RefSeq lists its product as uncharacterized. Bases 30 to 806 code for a protein of 258 amino acids. NCBI's taxonomy places the organism in Eukaryota, Metazoa, Arthropoda, Insecta, Lepidoptera, Nymphalidae. The transcript is spliced from 5 exons. The record is from RefSeq and is a predicted model, not a curated record.